UCUUCUCUUUUCUUCACUGUGUUUCUCUCAAACUUAAUCAUAUCAAAGCAUUUCUCAUUUCUUCCUACCAAAACAAAGAAAUAUGGCUUCUAAUGGAGAUAAUGUUGUUGUUUCUGACAUGAAGCUUGAGAAAUUGCUUUGUAUGAAAGGAGGAAAAGGAGAGGCUAGCUAUGCCAAUAACUCCCAAGCUCAGGCUAUACAUGCUCGAUCGAUGCUUCACCUUCUUGAAGAAACCCUAGAUAAGGUGCAACUAAACUCGGCUGAGGUCCCAUUUCAGGUGGUGGACUUAGGUUGUUCAUCUGGGAAUAACACAAUCUAUAUCAUUGAAGUGAUAAUCAAGCACAUGAUCAAGCGAUAUGAGUCAGCAGGACUUGAGCCACCGGAGUUCUCUGCUUGUUUCUCCGAUCUUCCUAGCAAUGACUUCAACACUCUUUUUCAACUCCUUCCUCCCUUAGCCAAUUAUGGCGGAAGCAUGGAAGAGUGUUUGGCUGCCAGUGGCCAUCGGAAUUAUUUCGUGGCCGGAGUUCCCGGUUCUUUUUACGGGAGACUUUUCCCUGAAAGAACCAUUGAUGUGUUUCACUCUGCAUUUUCCUUGCACUGGCUAUCUCAGGUGCCAGAGGCUGUAUUGGACAAGACAUCUGAAGCAUAUAACAAAGAAAGGGUGUUCAUCCAUGGAGCAAGUGAAUCCACAUCCAACGCAUACAAAAAACAAUUCCAAACAGACCUAGCAGGAUUCCUAAGAGCAAGAUCACAGGAAAUGAAGAGAGGUGGGUCCAUGUUCCUUGUCUGUUUGGGUAGAACUUCAGUGGACCCCACUGACCAAGGUGGGGCAGGCCUGUUAUUUGGGACCCACUUUCAGGAUGCAUGGGAUGAUCUUGUCCAAGAGGGUCUCAUUACUAGCGAGGAGCGUGACAAUUUCAAUAUUCCUGUGUAUGCACCGAGCCUACAGGACUUCAAGGAAGUAGUAGAAGCUGAUGGUUCAUUUGUUAUAAACAAGCUUGAGGUUUUCAAAGGAGGGAGCCCUCUGGUGGUUGACCGUCCUGACAAUGCAGCUGAGGUUGGCCGAGCUUUGGCUAAUAGCUGCCGGAGUGUCUCUGGGGUGCUCGUUGAUGCCCAUAUAGGCGAACGGCUAAGCGGGGAGCUGUUUUUACGGGUGGAGUGCCGAGGUGCAAGACAUGCUAAAGAGCUAUUAGAGAAGCUACAAUUCUUCCAUAUAGUUGCAUCUCUUUCUAUUGCUUAAGAGAAAAAGAAAAAGAAAUAAAGAAAGAGGAAAAAAGGACUUAUAUCUUACUUGUCUCUUUUCCCAUCUUUUUUCCCCUUUCUUGUGUGCUAUUUUCAGUGCAUAUGGUAAUUAAAUGAAAGUAUGAAAACAUUACAAAAGAGAGAAGCUUUUCCUCUCUUUUUACUUGA
Messenger RNA from Jatropha curcas, 1410 nucleotides. RefSeq names its product IAA carboxylmethyltransferase 1 (gene IAMT1). Gene Ontology annotation, molecular function: methyltransferase activity. The record is from RefSeq and is a predicted model, not a curated record. Lineage: Eukaryota; Viridiplantae; Streptophyta; Magnoliopsida; Malpighiales; Euphorbiaceae.